Molecule: messenger RNA, 948 nt
Organism: Nicrophorus vespilloides
Lineage: Eukaryota; Metazoa; Arthropoda; Insecta; Coleoptera; Silphidae
Exons: 2
Coding region: 1-948 (315 amino acids)
Source: RefSeq, a predicted model, not a curated record
AUGAACAAGUUUUUGGUUUUCGCAAGUGUUCUGGUUUGCGCCUCCGCAGACAUUGGACUUAAGAUUAGAGAAGGUGGUCCAACUGGAAGUUACUUACCUCAGACUUACGGAUCUGGAUCCAACUCCUAUAGUUCUUAUGGCAACGGUCCACAAACCCAUUACACUCCAAGCGGAUACUCUGGAUCGAGCAACUACCAUGGAGUAGUCCCACAAGGAAGCAGCGGAUACACCUCUUAUGGUAGCGCUCCACAUACCAGCUACGGCUCCUACGGAAGUGCUCCACACACCAGCUACAGCUCUUACGGAAGCGUUCCACAAUACAAUACUUACGGAGCUGGACAAUACGGUGGAGUCGGAUACUCCGUCGGCGGAAUCCCACAAGCCGUCCAACACCACAGAUCCUUCUUCUUUGACGCCCCAGAGGAUUUGGGUGAAACCCACGUUCGCGUCCACGUGCAACCGUCCGCCGCCGCCGGAGACAAUACCAUCUACAUCAGGGCUCCAGCCUACAACUCAAAGGUCGUCCCACAUUUCAACAUCGCUCAACAGCAAGCUGCCGGCAAGACUAAGGUCUUCGUUUUGGUGAAGAAACCAGAGGAGCAACAAGACAUCGUAGUCCCAGCCGCCGUCCAAGGACCAGCCGCCAAACCAGAAGUCGUCUUCGUCAAGUACAGCAACCAGAAGGAGGCCGAGCAGAAGAUCCAGGACAUCCAAGAAGGUGCUUCCAGCGGAGACAGCGCCAAGACCGUCUUCAACCACCGCGAGUUGGUCAGCUCCAUCAAGGACGAACCAGCUCACCACGGCCAUCAUCACGACAUCUCCUACGGCGGUCCAUCAACUGUAUACGGCGGAGUUGGUUCUUCUGGUCACUCCAUCUCCACCCUUCCAGCUGGUAACCAACACCACGAGAUCCAUUACGGCCCAGCCGGCGAAAGUGGUCCAUAUUAA